Eruca vesicaria subsp. sativa (arugula) is the source of this 234-nucleotide messenger RNA. Lineage: Eukaryota; Viridiplantae; Streptophyta; Magnoliopsida; Brassicales; Brassicaceae. The record is from the annotation of a GenBank genome assembly.
AUGGCUAAAGCAAUUUUCUCAGUUGUUCUCCCUAUCAUCUUCUUUGUAAUGUUUGCUUUAGUCGAGGAUAGUAUGGGAUGCGAGGCGAGUCUUGGCGAUUGUCAUAUAUGUGGAAUAAAAUGCAGUGCUUAUGGAAAAGGUGCAGAGGCUCACUGUGAUUACCGCUAUGAUGGUGGUGCUUGUAUUUGUGACUUUCCUUGUAAAGAAGGUCCUCCACAAAAAAAAUUAAAAUGA